Molecule: messenger RNA, 1794 nt
Organism: Corticium candelabrum
Lineage: Eukaryota; Metazoa; Porifera; Homoscleromorpha; Homosclerophorida; Plakinidae
Product: UDP-GalNAc:beta-1,3-N-acetylgalactosaminyltransferase 2-like
Exons: 14
Coding region: 18-1466 (482 amino acids)
Cellular component (GO): Golgi membrane
Molecular function (GO): UDP-glycosyltransferase activity; hexosyltransferase activity
Source: RefSeq, a predicted model, not a curated record
UUCGCAUUUUGUUUCUGAUGUUAGUUCCAGCAGUCCUAAUCGAAAUUGUAUUCAGGAACAGAGACCUAGACUUUUCUACUGAAUUUGAACUGGCUGUUGUCAUCCCAUCUGCGAGAAGUAACUUUGAAUUACGUCGUGCUCUUAGAGACACUUGGUUUGGUGAUGUAAAGAGACGUUUUGAGCGCAGAAUAUUUGCUGUAUUUGUUAUUGGUUCACAGUCAUGCCACAUUCAUCCUGCGAAACGACACACUCCCUUUGCUUGUCAACGAUCGGACUUGGUAUGCCCAACUGUGCAGCACACGGUGAUGUCCGUGAAAUUAUUGAGUUCUGAGCCUGAAGUUGAAGUUCCUAAUGGUGCUGCAGGUUAUGACUUUCAGGUCAAUUUUCCUGUUGCAGUCAUUGGAUUAGGAGUUUAUGAUCAUUUGAGUGAUGGAUUUCAAUCAAAUCUAAAUGUUACUCUAUAUGAUACAACUACCCAAAAAGAAAUAAUUUCUGUUAUAUUUACUCCUGAUGAUCCUGGCACGUUGACCAAUGGCAUACGGUUCAAGCUGUGUUCUACAACCUUUAUACUUUCCAAAGAUUAUCGUGCUACAGUUGUUGCUGAAGGUUUUUCAGUCGAUGAUCCUAGUGCUGUGUAUUCUACUGCACACGUUAGUCUUGAUACAGGGGGAGGACUUGUGUCUUAUCUCAAUGUGAGUCGAGUGAGUUAUACACACGGAGUGUUUCCUGAAUUUGAUAAUUCGUUGAUGAAAGUUCCAAUGUACUUUGCAGCUGGCGCUUUUAUUUUUGAAGCUCAUGUUGAAAAUAGAACAGAAUCUCAGUGUGUUGAUCAAUACUCCAUUGACCGUGAUUUGUGGUUGGAAACAAUAAACGAAGAAAAUCUACGUUUACAAAACGAAGCUACUGCUUAUGGCGACAUCUUGUUUGUCGACGUUGUUGACGUUUACCGCAAUAUUCCAGCCAAGAUGAAAGCUGCAUAUGAAUGGUUAUCUCAACACGUCAAAUUUAAAUAUCUUCUUAAAUCUGAUGACGACUGCUUUGUUCACAUUGAAGAAAUAUUAAAAGGCAUAGAGAAAAAUCAUUUGCAAGACUAUAAUAAAGUGUGGUGGGGCAACUUUCGAACUCACUGGGCAGUGGAGAAGUUUGGUAAGUGGGCAGAAGUCGAUUACACCGCUCCUGCAUAUCCUGCUUUUGCAUGUGGCUCUGGCUAUGUGACGUCAUAUGACUUAAUCCAAUGGAUAGCAAAUAACUCAAAUUCUUUGAAAUUAUAUCAGGGUGAAGAUGUGUGCAUGGGCAUUUGGUUAUCUGCAAUUUGUCCUAAUCUUGUUAAGGAUCCUAGAUGGCAGUGUUUCUCUACUUGCUCUUUUGAUAUGUUGACCAUACCAGAACAGGAUCCUCACUCCUUUCUUAAUCUUUGGACAAAUUUGCAGCAAUGUGGCAAUCCUUGUGGGUGUGAAGAUGAGUAAUUUUGAGUAAGAGUGUGAAGAAGAAGAAGACCCAAGGUACACCAGCCAUCGAGGUGAGAUGAAUAUCAUGCAUCAGCUUCUUUCUCUUACCUUUCGAGAAUUCCACACACUUGAUCAUUAUGAUUGAUGCAGUCCGUUUGUUAGUAUGUAGUAGCUUUUGUUAUCGCAAUCAUUAGGUUCAGUUUGUUGGUUUCUGAUGUACUCUGAGAUCAGUAUAUUUUCAGAUGUGGUCUGAUGACACCUGUACAGUUUUAACUUUGAUUGGUUUAUUUGAAUUUUAUUGAAAACUAACAUUUGAGACAUUUAUUGGUUACAAAUAUAUAUAUUG